Molecule: messenger RNA, 603 nt
Organism: Lobosporangium transversale
Lineage: Eukaryota; Fungi; Mortierellomycota; Mortierellomycetes; Mortierellales; Mortierellaceae
Exons: 4
Coding region: 1-603 (200 amino acids)
Source: RefSeq, a predicted model, not a curated record
AUGACGCGUAAACAUUCCUCUUCACUCACUUCAUUCACUCUGCUCAGCAAUUGCUUCUGUCUUCAAUUCAAACCUGCUUCCCAUAACAUGAGGUUGCUUUACAAGGUUAUCAAGACUAGCAAGCGCAAUGAAACGAAGUAUAGCCACAAGCAGCUUGAACGACAUGUUCUCCGUCAGACUCGUGGGUCCAUGAGGGGGUUGUUGUACCACGCAGUUGAUAAUGUGGUGCAAAUAAGUCCCUCCUCCAUAUGGCCUCAUCCGACUUCUUUGGAGUCCACUUCCCGUUGGACCUAUCUGGGAGUCAUAUUAUCCCCAUUGAGCAGGCAGCUACCGCUGCUCACCAGCCAGGUGCUAAAGCAGGCACAAGUGAGUAAGCAGAGAUAUUCGCACCUUAUCGCUCUGUUAGAUAGAGGGACAGCAACUGAGAUACACAAGGAUGAUCCAAAUGAUGACAAGAAUGACAAUGGAGGUAUCUCAGCUCUCUUAAUGUGUUCAAUGAGCGAAGGAGAUACGGACCCCAAGGAUGCGUCUUUUGCAGUAGAUGCAUGUUGUGAUAGUGGAAAUGCCAGCAGCUCUAAAGAUGGCAGGGUAGAUGACUUGUAG